GUUCAACACUAUUCAAGGCGCUGUAGUCUUUGUUUAGCCGCCCAAAUAUUCGCUGAAAACAUAUGCAGUUUGAUAAAUUGUUAAUAAAUGGUGAUUAAAUAUUUUUGGCUUAAAACCUAGAUUGUGUUGACCAAAUCCGAAGCCCAAUUUAUAGGGAAGCUGCUGAAAAUAAAUGAUAAUUAACAAGGCAGCAAAAAAACACAUUACGCGCGCGAAUUUCUAAGCACGAAGCGAGGAGGAAGAGGAAGAAAAGAAUAGUUCAAUAAAAAUGGCACAAAUUGAAGAAUAUCAAGACUUGGUCUUGGAUGCCCUGGAGGUGGUCGAGUUCAAGCUGAUACGUGAUAAAGCAGACGCCGACAUCAAUAAUGAUGCCAUCCCCGGAUUUCACCCGGUUAUGGCUCAUCAGAUUUUUGGCGAAUCCGAGACUAUAUUUGGAUAUCAGGACUUGCGUGUGCGUAUCCUUUAUACCGCCGGUCCAUUGCACAUAUAUUUGGGCGUGGAGUACGGCAAGCGGGUAAAUGAAAUUUCUGACGGCGAAAUCAAGGCAGACGAUGUGGUCGCCACCAUUGCCCAGAGCCUUCCGGAUGGCUGCUAUUUCAUCAAUCUCGAUGAAUUUUUAAAGACUCUGGACAAAGCCGAUAAAUUCCAGCCAUUCGGUGAGAAGAUCAGCGAGUAUAAGCAGCAAUCCGAAGAUGGCACCGAGAGACUAUUUGAGAUCUAUCAGUGUGAUUAUAAAUCGUCAUCGUUCCUUAAGUUCUUUGCGCGUCUGCAGACAUUCAUACUUUGGUUCGUGGAUGCUGCCUCAUACAUAGACACUGACGAUCCUCAAUGGUGUUAUUUUAUUUGCUAUGAGAAGUACAAGAACAAUGAUGGACAGUAUCAAUAUGCCACAGCUGGAUACUCGACUGUCUAUGAGUACUAUGCCUAUCCGCAGAACAAGAGACCAAGAAUUAGCCAAAUGUUGAUACUUCCACCCUUCCAGAAAUUAGGUCUAGCCACUCAGAUGGUAAAAACCAUUUACCAGUUUUAUCAAUCUCAGAAGAAUGUGGUAGAUAUUACCGUUGAGGAUCCAUCGGAGGAUUUCCAGCGUUUACGCAACUUUGUGGAUGCUCGAUACUGCAAGGAUCUAAAGUCCUUUGCCCGCAAUGAAUUAAUCAAGGGAUUCAACAAAGAAAUGGUAAGGGAGGCUCGUGAAACUUUAAAACUUAAUCCACGCCAGGUGCGCAAAGUUUAUGAACUUAUGCGUCUAUACUAUACCAAUGUGAACGAUGAUAAGGAAUACAAGGCAUAUAGGCUAGAGGUCAAGAAGCGUCUCAAUGCCGUCUAUUAUAAACAACUGAAGGAUCUAAAGAAAAUGGAACGCUACAAAAUGGAUACGGAAAUGUUGCGGGCACGGCUGCCCAGUACAAAGCAGCGCAUGGAACAGCUUCAGGAGGAGUACACGCUCGUCGAGCAGGACUAUAAGAAUACAAUUGCCAAGUUGAAAGCCUGAAGGAAUAAAAUAAAAGGGAAACCAGAGCAUCCAAAAUGGUGAUGAUUAAUUUAUUUUGUUUUUCCGUUCUAAAUAUGUAGAUUACAAAAUACACUUUGUUGCUGUAAGCUUAUAGUAUGAUACUGUCGAAUAAAGUUUUAAUAAAACAUAA
Messenger RNA from Drosophila willistoni, 1643 nucleotides. RefSeq names its product histone acetyltransferase type B catalytic subunit (gene Hat1). Gene Ontology annotation, cellular component: nucleus. Gene Ontology annotation, molecular function: histone H4 acetyltransferase activity; histone binding. The transcript has 3 exons. Lineage: Eukaryota; Metazoa; Arthropoda; Insecta; Diptera; Drosophilidae. Gene Ontology annotation, biological process: subtelomeric heterochromatin formation. The record is from RefSeq and is a predicted model, not a curated record. Bases 269 to 1492 code for a protein of 407 amino acids.